AUGGCGGGGAUGUGUACGGCAACAGAGCUGGUCAAACAGAGCUGACUGCAAUAGUUGGUAUUGCAGAAAGCUUUUCUAUUUGAACCUCUGGAGCAGUUGCGAAUUUUUGAUGUUGCUCACAAAAGUGACUCAAGGUAUCGAGAUUAUGCGCAUAAAUUAUGCGUAAACGCUUUUGUCGGCGGCUGUCUUUGGUUCUUUCUGUGGCGAUCCUGCUAAGUUUUUACAAAUCUGUACAAGAGCUUCCUCAGGUCAUUCUUCCGUAUCCUUUACAGAAAAAAAUCGGAGUCAGUAAAACGCCAGCGUCCGUGAUUGUGCUAAUCUGGUGGUAUCCAUUCGGCAAGAAAACCAAUAUACGGGACUGUGAUACUGUGUACAACAUCGGGGGCUGUCGAUUGACAGCAAACCGGCAAUUCUACCCCGUUUCGCAGGCUGUGAUCAUACACGAUCGAGACUUAGCAGGAAAUGUGAGCCAGCUCCCUGUAGUGCGGAGACCCUCUUUCCAGAGGUGGGUUUGGAUGAAUUUCGAGUCUCCCACUCACACUUCAGGUCUAGAAAAACUUAAUGGCGUCUUUAACUGGACUUUGUCAUACAAACGGGACUCUGACAUCUUUAUGCCUUAUGGAUACCUCUAUCCCAAAAACACGGAAGGAAGGAGAGUAGUGCUACCCGCCAAAUCUAAAUUAGUAGUUUGGGUCAUCAGCAACUGGAAUGAGGACCAUGCCCGGGUUAAAUAUUAUCACAAACUCAGUCAAUAUGUGCACAUCGAUGUGUAUGGAAAAUAUCACCAGAGUCUGCAGAAUAACAGCGUUAUUCAGACUGUAUCAUCUUAUAAAUUUUAUCUGGCUUUUGAAAAUUCGCAACACGUGGACUACAUAACUGAAAAGCUCUGGAGAAAUGCCCUCAUGUCUAGUACUGUGCCAAUAGUCCUAGGGCCCAGCAGAGCCAAUUAUGAACAGUAUAUACCGCCCGGUUCUUUUAUCCAUGUAAAUGAUUUCACGACUCCCAAAAAGCUGGCUGAGUAUAUGUUAUUUCUGGAUAAAAACAGAAGUCGUUAUCAGAAGUAUUUCGAUUGGAAAAGGCGAUACAGUGUGCAUCUGGCAAAUUUUUGGGAGGAGCCUUACUGCAAAGUAUGCCAGGCGGUCAAAAGUGCCAAGGCUGAUUGCAAGACCAUCUCAAAUCUGGCCAGUUGGUUCCAAUGAUUAAAGUAUCAGCCUCAAUAUUACUGCUAUAAGGAAACCAGGAAAUGAAAGUUUUUUACAUAUUUAACUGAUCUUUUUAGGUUGUAUAAUCUGCUGCCAAAUUGUGGAAUGCACAUUCAAUGACUGUAUUUGUUAAGUGUAAUUCUAUGCUACGCAUGAAAUUGCUGCAAGAACCAUAAUAAGUUAUUUUUAAAUGUGAUUUCAAAAACAUUAAUUUGAAUGUGAGUUUGCUCACUGAGCUGGAAGGUUAGUUUUCAGAUGUUUUGUCACUUUUUUUAUUUGAAAAAAUACACUUAUUCAUAAGAUGUACAAAAAAUGAAACAUAUUUAUACACCUACCCAGUCAUGCAAGCCACUCUGGGUUACCCAGGGGGUACGUACACCAACUAAAGGAAAAAAAAAAGAAGAAAAAAACAAAGCAAAGAAAAUACCCCGGCAGUCGUCACCCCGCACAGUCCCCGUUGCCCCCCUGACCAGUUGGGGAAGGCGCCAACUGGGCCCAGUUACCAGAUAGGGCCCUAUUUUCCAUUCUGGACGA
Molecule: messenger RNA, 1736 nt
Organism: Stegostoma tigrinum
Lineage: Eukaryota; Metazoa; Chordata; Chondrichthyes; Orectolobiformes; Stegostomatidae
Product: alpha-(1,3)-fucosyltransferase 4-like
Exons: 1
Coding region: 159-1199 (346 amino acids)
Cellular component (GO): membrane
Molecular function (GO): alpha-(1->3)-fucosyltransferase activity
Source: RefSeq, a predicted model, not a curated record